Cylindrotheca closterium is the source of this 2268-nucleotide messenger RNA. Lineage: Eukaryota; Bacillariophyta; Bacillariophyceae; Bacillariales; Bacillariaceae. The record is from the annotation of a GenBank genome assembly.
AUGGACAGGGAUAAAGGUAGAAAUAGGAGCGACAAUAGGACAAGUUUCCGGGGGCAUAAGUCAUCGUCUUCCAGCAAACAUCGCCAGAGUAAUAAUCGACACACCAAGAGCAGUCGGUCCUCGACCACUUCCGGAGAAAAUAAGUCCCAAGAGAAAGAACGCACCUCUCGUCGAUCGAAGAUUCCCACACCUGGAGCCCAUGCAACCGGUGCAGAAGACUCGAGAUUAGUACGAAAGUCUGAGCUCAAGGGGAGCGGGCCAAGGCCACGCAGCUCAUUCGAAUCAGGCGACGACUUCAGCGAUGCCAGCGAUGGCUCCUUUGAUCCAGUUGCUGUAGCGAACCAACGGACCGCGUAUUACGCACAGCAUCAACAGCAAGAACAAUUACGAGCCCCUCGUUCGACAGACACUUUAAGGGGUGACCCAGAGGCACCAUCACGUGGGGUUUCCAAAAAAUCUAGUGCUGGCAGCACCAUGUUGGUCCCACCAAUUCACUCCAUGCCAUCGUCACCCUACGGUUCCAAUGAGCCAAAUAGCCCCCAAAGUUUUGUCAUGAUACCAUCCGUUGGUGAGGAUCAACAAACAGUCAUGGCACACGAAGUUGUUCCUUUAGGUUUUGAAGGUUCGAACAUCCGUCAACUGGACGGUAGCAAAAAUGUUGCCACCAUGGAUAUCGAACGAAUGGCCGAGGAGAAUCGAGCCUUUCAAGCACGACUACAAGUUGAGAAUGAAAUAGAACGUCAAAGGUUGCUGGAAGAAAACAACAAGAUCCAACGAGAAAUACAAGAGAAUUUUUUACGACAACAAGAAGAGCAAGAAGCGGCAAAAGCAGCAAAACGACGGAAGCAAGGGCAGUACAUGAAAAUACUCUUGUGCUUUCUGGUCUUGGCAGCAAUUGGUGUCGGAGCCUACUUUGGUACACGAUCCAGCUCGUCAGCUCCUUUGCCAUCCCAAGUAUCUGGAAAUUCUGAUGUGAGUCCGACUGACGUACCAGAGACACCCAGUGCUCCUUCUUCGUUGCCUACACUUGCAUCCAAUCCAUCACCAGCAGUCACCAAGGCGCCCGCGGAUACCUCUUCAUACGAUCCACCAAAUGCACAAGAGUGCGCAAAUAUGGAAAUGGGAUUACCUCGUAGUUUGAAUGCGGAUGACUACCUGAAUACUCGACAAUUUGAUGUCAUUUUCAGUUCUAAAGUGUCCCCUGCUGUUUCCUCAUCAUCGUCGGUGAGUGCUUCCUUGCUUUCGGUAUUGGAGCAAGAAAUGGAACGAUUGCUUCGACCCGAAUUGGUAGGAUGUUCAACGAUCGAAAGACGCAAGCUGCUUGACGGGAAUCGUCAACUGAGUGACUUCGAUUUUGUGAUAUAUGACUUGGAGGUGUCAUUGGCACAAGACACAGAGAGCACCUGUACUACGUUGAUAGAUGACCAAAGUACUCAGCCCUGCCAUGUUCUUGUUGCAUCCAUGAAUGUUUGGUUGCAGGGAGACGAACCCAAUCUUUUGAUUCGAGGACACAUUUCCGAAGUCUUGAAUCGUUUGGAUCUCCCGGUGAAAUUGGAGUUGGAGGGACAAUUCGACACUAUUAUUGUGGAAUACGUUCGCGACCAACUUCGAGCACCUGAUGUUUUUCCUACGGAAAGUCCGUCUCCAGAUCCAACGCCCUCGCCAGUGGAAGGGCCUUCUGAUGCGUCCGACCCAACCAUAUCGCAAUCUAUUUCCCCAACGACAGCUCCUGUCACAGGACCUAGCGGUACGCCACCGCCCAUCUCGGAACCCACUCCCGAACCAACUCCAGGGCCUACUCCAGUACAAAAACCACAACCUACUCCAGGGUCCACUCCUGGACCUACUCCGGUACCAAUGCCUCCUCCGACUCCCUUUCCGACGCCAAGACCGACGCCUCCACCACCUCCUCCACAAACGGAUGCUCCUGAGAAUACGGGCAGCUGUGAUCUCUCGGAACAUUUCAGGGAUGGCUUUUAUUACGAGUUCGGUGGUGGGAACAACCCGAAAUUUACCGUGGACUGUUCCAUGUUUACUGGUACCAGAGGUCUUGCACUGAUCGUGGACGAAAGCACCUGCAAUUUCAAUUGUGUGGGUCGGUUGAAACCUUCUGACGCCGCUCGGUAUUGCAAUAACCAACCACCAGGGACGACUGUUGAUCUUUUGGUCGGCGUAGACAGUACGGGAUCCAAAAUCUAUUUGGGUACAGAUGCCUAUGGGAAAGAACAGCAAUCCUUGGACUGCGACCCACCAAUGAUACCAUCGUAG